Molecule: messenger RNA, 867 nt
Organism: Diversispora eburnea
Lineage: Eukaryota; Fungi; Glomeromycota; Glomeromycetes; Diversisporales; Diversisporaceae
Source: the annotation of a GenBank genome assembly
AUGAUUAGAAACGCUUAUCAUGCCGGCUCUUGGUAUAAUGAUCAAGGCUCUUAUCUGAAUAAAGAACUUGAGCAAUGGUUAGGAAAUGUUCCAGCCACUACUGAGGACCCUAUUCCGGUUCCAGGAGCUCGUGCAAUAAUUGCACCGCACGCUGGGUAUACCUAUAGUGGUCAGGCCGCAGCAUUCGCUUACAAAUGCAUUGAUCAAGAUUUUGUAAAACGCGUUUUCAUUUUGGGCCCUUCUCAUCAUGUAUAUCUCAACGGAUGUGCAAUUUCAAAAUUUACCCAAUAUCAGACUCCAUUGGGAAACUUGACUUUGGAUACUGAUGUGAUAAAUGAUUUACGUAAAACGGGUCAUUUUGAAGAAAUGACUCGAGAAACUGAUGAAGAGGAACACAGUAUUGAGAUGCACCUUCCAUUUACUUACAAGAUCUUGGAAAACAAAAUUGAUUCAAUCAGGAUUAUACCUAUUUUAGUUGGAUCAUUGAAUGCAUCUAAAGAAGCAUUCUAUGGAAAAUUCUUUAGUCCAUAUCUUGCAGACCCAUCAAAUCUAUUUAUUAUUUCUUCAGAUUUUUGUCAUUGGGGACAUCGAUUUGAAUACACAUAUUAUUCUGAUUCACCAGAAACCAGUGUCUUUCUUACUCGUAGAUCAAAAGUGCCUCUCACCGUUCCAAUACAUAAAUCCAUUGAAAAUCUUGAUCGUGAAGGCAUGUCCAUUAUAGAAAAAAUAAAUCAUAAAGAAUUUUCUUCAGAAUUUGACAAAAAUAAACCUCGAAUUCGUUUUGUGCAUUAUUCUCAAUCCAGCAAUGUGACUCACGAAGAUGAUAGUAGCGUUAGUUAUUCAUCAGCAUAUGUUUAUCUACCAUAG